This is a messenger RNA of Heteronotia binoei (common prickly gecko), 1154 nucleotides long. RefSeq names its product MAPK activated protein kinase 5 (gene MAPKAPK5). The transcript is spliced from 11 exons. NCBI's taxonomy places the organism in Eukaryota, Metazoa, Chordata, Lepidosauria, Squamata, Gekkonidae. The annotation marks the transcript as partial. The record is from RefSeq and is a predicted model, not a curated record. Gene Ontology annotation, biological process: negative regulation of TOR signaling; Ras protein signal transduction; peptidyl-serine phosphorylation. Gene Ontology annotation, cellular component: nucleus; cytoplasm. Gene Ontology annotation, molecular function: calcium-dependent protein serine/threonine kinase activity; mitogen-activated protein kinase binding; calcium/calmodulin-dependent protein kinase activity.
CCCUGCCCAGCGCGGACCCCGGCAGCCACCCCUCGCCCCCGCGCCGCCCGCCCGGCCUGAACUGGCGCCAGCGGCGGAGGAGGAUGUCGGAGGAGCCCGACGCGGACAAGAUGAUCAAGGAAACUUCUAUUUUAGAAGAGUAUCAUAUUAACUGGACCCAGAAGCUGGGAGCAGGAAUCAGCGGUCCAGUAAGAGUCUGCAUGAAAAAAUCAUCUCAAGAACGGUUUGCACUGAAAAUUCUUCUGGAUCGCCCGAAAGCUAGAAACGAGGUCCGGCUGCACAUGAUGUGCGCGACGCAUCCCAACAUCGUUCAGAUCAUUGAAGUGUAUGCGAACAGCGUGCAGUUCCCUCAUGAGUCCAGCCCAAGGGCCCGGCUUCUAAUUGUAAUGGAGAUGAUGGAAGGGGGCGAACUCUUUCACAGAAUCAGCCAACAUCGGCACUUUACUGAGAAGCAAGCAAGCCAAGUAACAAAGCAGGCAACCUUGGCUCUGCAGCACUGUCAUUCUUUAAACAUUGCACACCGAGACCUCAAGCCUGAGAACCUUCUUUUCAAGGAUAACUCUUUGGACGCCCCGGUGAAGCUGUGUGACUUUGGAUUUGCCAAAGUCGACCAGGGUGACCUGAUGACCCCCCAGUUCACUCCCUACUAUGUAGCACCUCAGGUUCUAGAGGCACAAAGAAGACAUCAGAAAGAGAAAUCUGGUAUCAUCCCUACCUCGCCGACACCUUACACUUACAAUAAGAGCUGUGACUUGUGGUCCCUUGGCGUCAUCAUUUAUGUGAUGCUGUGUGGUUACCCACCUUUUUACUCCAAGCACCACAGUCGGACAAUUCCCAAAGACAUGCGGAAAAAGAUCAUGACGGGCAGCUUUGAGUUUCCGGAGGAAGAGUGGAGCCAGAUCUCCGAAAUGGCAAAAGACAUUGUCCGCAAGUUGUUGAAAGUGAAGCCGGAGGAGAGGUUGACAAUAGACGGUGUCCUGGAUCACCCCUGGCUGAACUCUACAGAGGCUCUUGAUAACAUUUUGCCUUCUGCCCAGCUAAUGAUGGACAAGGCCAUGGUUGCUGGAAUUCAGCAGGCGCAUGCAGAGCAGUUGGCAAACAUGAGAAUCCAGGACCUCAAAGUCAGCCUCAAACCCCUCCACUCUGUCAAUAAC